Punica granatum (pomegranate) is the source of this 1898-nucleotide messenger RNA. The record is from RefSeq and is a predicted model, not a curated record. Lineage: Eukaryota; Viridiplantae; Streptophyta; Magnoliopsida; Myrtales; Lythraceae.
CAACAAUGUCACGUAACCCAAUUUUCCGAAGCUUCUUCUCAUGUCAUCCCUUAUGUUCUCGUAGACCGCGUCUUCCCUACCCGGAUUUAAUUGUGAACGGAACUCACCUUCCUGAUUCCUGAUCAAAACUAAUCCGAGUCAGAGGAACGCGGAGGUCUAUAUUCGAUGGCAAGCAGCUUGAGCAGGGGGAUCCCGGUUCUUGUCGCGGUGUUCUCUCUAGUGGCUGUGCUCUGCGAUGGGUUUCCAACGACCAUGACUCUGGAGCGGGCUUUUCCGGUGAGUGGUGAUGUCGAGCUGAGUCAGCUCAUAGCUCGGGACAGGGCCAGGCAUGGAAGGAUGCUACAGUCGACCACCGGCGGAAUUGUUGACUUCCCCGUUCAUGGCACUUUCAACCCCUUCCUCGUCGGGCUUUAUUAUACAAAAGUGCAACUGGGUAGUCCACCGAAGGAUUUCUACGUGCAGAUUGACACCGGAAGCGAUGUUUUGUGGGUCAGUUGCAGCUCCUGCAGUGGCUGCCCUUCAAAAACUGAUCUCGAAAUUCCACUGAAUUCCUUCAAUCCCAGGAGCUCGUCAUCGGCCUCAGCGAUCUCCUGCUCAGACCAAAGGUGCACCAAGGGAAUCCAAUCCUCGGAUGCAACCUGCUCCGCUCAGGAUAAUCAAUGCAGUUACUCGUUCCAAUACGGAGAUGGAAGUACUACAUCGGGAUAUUACGUCUCAGACAGUUUCCAUUUUGACAAUGUCCAAGGAGGAGGAGAGUCUCAGACAGCAAACUCUUCUGCUGCCGUUGUCUUCGGGUGUAGCACCGCGGUGAGUGGGCAAUUGACGAAAACGGACAGGGCGGUUAACGGUAUUUUUGGGUUUGGGCAACAGAGUCUAUCGGUCAUCUCGCAAUUGGCUUCACAGGGAAUAACUCCUAAAGUGUUCUCACACUGCUUGAAAGGAGACGAUGCCGGUGGUGGAAUUUUGGUCCUCGGCGAGAUCAUGGAGCCAAAUAUGAUCUACACUCCGCUAGUGCCAUCACAGUCUCAUUACAAUUUGAAUCUGGAGAGCAUUUCAGUGAAUGGUCAAGAAUUAAAUAUUGAUCCUUCUGUAUUUGCAACAUCAAGCACUGGCGGCACUAUAAUUGAUUCCGGGACGACGCUUGCAUACUUAGCGGAAAAAGCUUAUGAACCUUUUGUCACUGCUAUUGAUGCUGCUGUUUCUCAGUCCAUACAGCGAGUUCCUGCCAAAGACAACCAGUGUUACUUGGUUACCUCAAGUGUUGACAAUGGUUUUCCACAAGUCACUUUGAAUUUUGAGGGGAACUCUUCGAUGGUCAUAGGUCCCCGGGAUUAUCUUCUAAAGCAGGGCUCUGCGGGCGGGGUUGACGUAUGGUGCAUCGGCAUUGCGGGAAUCCAAGGGGGACUGACAAUAUUAGGAGACCUUGUUUUGAAAGACAAGAUCAUUGUUUACGAUCUUGCCCGGCAGCGGAUCGGGUGGACCAACUACGACUGCUCACUAUCAGUUAAUGUCUCCACAACAUCGAACUCCGGGGAAAUUGAAACCGUCUCUGCAGGCCAGCCUAUAGAUGGGAGCAGCUCCCCGAUUACUUUGCCUGACAAGUCGAUAAUUUGGAUCGUAGCAGCUAGCAUAAUGUACACAUUGGUGCUCAGCAAUUACAUGUUCCCCUAAUAUGAGUUUUUCUUUCUCCAUACGUAUAGUCCUAUUAAUUUGCUGGUCGGUAUCUGUAUACACCAGGGAGACCGUGACAAUUCUUUCACCACACAGCCAUUCACUUUGCUGCGCACUGUCGGUUCUUUCUUUGUUUCUCAGUUUGAUCACUUGUAAAUAAUCAAACUUAUAAGUGCAGCACAUACACAUAUAUAAAGGAUUGGUUCUUUCUUGAACUUUUACGUUUU